Molecule: messenger RNA, 1080 nt
Organism: Adineta steineri
Lineage: Eukaryota; Metazoa; Rotifera; Eurotatoria; Adinetida; Adinetidae
Source: the annotation of a GenBank genome assembly
AAGUAUGUGUGUGAUAAAUAAAAGUUAACGAAACAACAAGCUUAACAUUGGUGCACUGGCCGAGUGUUUGUCAAUUCAACAUCACAAACAAAUUGAGAUAUUAAAAAUCAAUUAAAUUACUAAACUGGUUAGUACACGCAGUAUUUCCGACGUACAAGCUGAAGAAAACUUUAAACAAUACGAACAACAACUUGAAGAGAAACGACGAGAACGUCAACAAACACAACAAUAUUUAUCAGAAGUGAAUCGACUUGGUAAUAUCGAAGUUGAACAAACGAGUCCAACACAACGUAUUGAAAGUUUUAUUAUUCGACGACCACUUGUAUUCGAAAUGGCAGAUAAAAUAUUAACUUCCCGCAUUAGUAAACAAUUGGAUCGAUGGCCUACAUUCGGUGGAAAAUUAACGGAAAAUGUAACCAAAUGGUUAAAAGAUAUUACAAAUGAAAUGGAUUUGGUUAAAUUCGAUAAUGCACAAAAAUUAAGUGUCAUUCAAACUUAUUUAGUUGAUGAUGCGAGAAAAUGGUUGAUUAAUAAUAUGGAAAGAUUAUCGACAUGGCCGGCAUUCGUCGAAGCAAUCAAGCAAACAUAUUCAUCAGCAUUUGCUAAGGAAGCAGCCAUUACUCAAGUAGCUCAACGAAAUCAAGGGUUAGAUGAGACGGUGAUGCAUUAUUAUAAUGAUAUGAUAGAAUUAUUCGAUGUUAUUGAUCACCACAUGAAUGAUUUAUUGAAAGUUAGCUAUCUAAAAAAUGGAUUAAAACUAUCAUUGAAAAAAGAAGUAUCAAGAAAAAAUCCUCAAACACCAUCUGAAUUUAUCAGAGCAGCAGUAGAAGAAGAAGGUCUGGAUUAUGGUAUAGCAACAUCAGUACAUAAUUGGGAAAAUCCAGUCAAGAAAGAAAUACAAUCAACAAACGACUUUUCAUCAAUACAACACAACUACCAGUAUACAUCAUAUCCGCAAGAUCAAAGUGAAAAUGAUAAUGAAGAUUAUUAUGCACGAAUCACAGCCUCCAAUAAUCGAUAUCAACAACAACACCAACAGCAAAAUCAAUAUCGACCACAACAACAAAAUCAAUAUCAACA